AUGCCUCGUCUCGGUGGCUUUGCCGAUUUUAAUCCCGAAAAAGAUAUCCCGUCUCUGAACGGCAAGGUUGUCCUUAUUACUGGAGGAACUGCCGGCUUAGGAAAACAGUCUGUCCAGGCUCUUGCGAAACAUGCACCCCAGCACAUUUAUUUCACCGGUCGCAACCAGAAAGCGGCCGACAUUGUUAUAAACGAUAUCAAGGCAGAAAGUCCGGGCGUGGAGUUAACUUUCCUAGAGAUGGACUUCAGUUCCCUUGAGUCAGUAAAAGCUGGCAUCAAUAAAUUCGCACAUGACCGACUGGACAUCCUCAUGUGCAACGCAGGCGUUAUGGCAGUACCGCCGGCAGUAAGCAAAGACGGAUUCGAGGUCCAUUUCGCAAUCAAUCAUUUGGCUCAUGCCAUGAUCAUACAUCAGCUUCUGCCAGUUCUCUCGAAAACUGCGGAGGCACCAAACUCUGACGUUCGAGUCAUAUGCCUAACAUCAGAAGGAUGGAAAGGACACCCAUCGGGCGGCGUUUUGUAUGACAAAGUACGAACAGAGAAAGGCGGAAUGCCUGUAUGGCUAUAUAGAUAUGGGUAA
Molecule: messenger RNA, 579 nt
Organism: Trichoderma gamsii
Lineage: Eukaryota; Fungi; Ascomycota; Sordariomycetes; Hypocreales; Hypocreaceae
Exons: 2
Coding region: 1-579 (192 amino acids)
Source: RefSeq, a predicted model, not a curated record